GCGGGUGGGCGUGGCUACAGUGACCUCACCUGUCGCUCAGGUAUUUUUAUCUGCGACAACAGAAAGCCACCGAACAGGGAAGUGACUUAUUGUUCUCGCGGACCAGAGGUGGUUUUAAGGAAACACAGGGUUCAACACUUGGACUGAAUCUUAAUCCAGAUCAGAGGAGGAAAAUGAACACACACAGGGUAAGACUCAGUCUACUCGCGCUCUGUUUCCUGGUCUUGUCCGGCCUAGCUCUGGACUGUGACUGGGACCAGUCCGUUGAUCCGGAUCAGGGUCUGAAGCCGGCUUCUCUGGUCGCCGCAAGGCACAUCCUGGGCCGUACGGAGGGGGUGUCGGACCCGGAGAGUUGCCGGGCGGCGUGCUGCGACGAGCUGGACUGUGACUUGGCCCUGGUGGGCUUCCCAGCAGACGGAGGGCUGCAGUGUCUGCUGAUGAGCUGUCCGCGCGGGGACCCGGAUAUCUGCGUCCUCGAGCCCAGCUCCCAGUUCAAGGUUUACCGCAAGAAGGUGCAGAGGGAGGCCCGCGGGGAGAAGCCGCACGUUGUCCCGCUGCUUGGCUCCUGGGAACCAAAGACCAACGAGAGUAACAGCAUUCGUUGUCGUCUGCCGAUGAAGGUGGGUUCAUGUAGGGCGGCGUUCCCAAGGUUUUUCUACAAUGUGACCAAUCAGAGCUGUCGCAGCUUUGUCUAUGGUGGCUGUGAUGCCAACGCAAACAACUUUGACUCUCAGGAGGAGUGUGAGGCCACCUGCAGCGGAGUCACAGGUUCAGUUCUUCCUGAUGAAUCAACUCCUGCUCCUCCUGAAGUUCCUGCCAAAGCUCCUCGAAUGGCUCCGUCCUUUGAUACAAUGCUGUCUGAAGAUGCUGAAGGUCCAGUUGAGUCUGAGCCUGCUGCUACAGAGUCUGUUCACCCUCAGGAGACAGGAAUGUCUGCUGAUGAAUACGCUGAGCGCUGCGAGGCAGCGCCUCAAGUGGGUCCCUGCAGGGCAGCGUUUCAGAAAUGGUACCACAACAGUCAGACAGGUAACUGCGAAUCAUUCAUCUAUGGUGGCUGCCGAGGAAACAAGAACAACUACGUCAGCAAGGAGAGCUGCGUGGCUACAUGUACAGUGUCAGUCCUACCAUCCCCUAAGAAAUCCUCAGCUGAUGAUAGUGUUUCUACUGAGUACAAAGAUCAGUGUAUGGCGACCCCUGACCCCGGUCCCUGCCGUGCCGCCUUCCCGGAGUUCUACUACAACCACAAAGAUAACACCUGUCAGUCAUUCAUCUAUGGUGGUUGCCAUGGAAACCAGAACCGCUAUGGCACCGCAGAGGAGUGUAUGACCCGCUGCAGCAGAGACGGUUCCUUUGAGAGUCGUGGUAAAACUCGUAGUCGCUGGACUGCAGCCUUCUUCCUCUUUGCCACUCUGGCAGCCAUAUCAGCUCUGCUGCUGGUGACACUCGUCCUCAUCUCUCUGAAACGUCACCGUCUGUCCCGCCGUCCUCUUUCCGUCAGUGAUAAGGAGGAGCUGCUUUCAGAUCCAGAAGAGCAGUCCUCUUUGGAGUCUCUGACUGUCCCAGAGAGUCCCAAACCCAAUAAGGCUUGAGGAGAGACCCUGGAUUCACUUGGGGCCUGCAGAGGGUCUUGGGCCACUGAGGGUCUGGGGACAGGGGGAGUUUAUAACAUGCAGAUUUCAGUUCUGAGGUGGAUUUCUGCUUUAACUAUCUGAGCUAUGUGAGGAGAGCUAAUAAUCAGGUCAGCUGUCUCAGUUACAUAAAACUCAACGUCUGACCCGUUUCUAACUUAACUAUGAGACCUUUUUUCUUUGUCCUUCAUGGAGCAGGUGGAUUUUAUCUCAAGAGCAAACCUGAUCUGUCUCGACUCCACACAGACUGCAUUGAUCAGUGGUUUGUUUUUUGCUGAAAUUCACAUUACAGAAAUUUUUCUACAUUUUGGGAAUGACCUCAUUGCCUUUCUUACUGAGACUUAGAUGUUUGGAUGGAUAUGUGGUAACUGUGAUAUGUGUUUGCAGUUUUUCUUGGUUGACCAAAACCAAGAAAUAGUUCCAGCAGUGACUCUUCUGAAAAUCACAAAUGAAACCAAAUCUAAGAUGCGAACCAGUGAGCCUCAGAGCUAAGCUAGGCUAGCUGUUUCCACCUAUUUCCAGUCUUUAUGCUAAGCUAAGAUAAUCAUGUCUUGACUGCAGCUCUGUACGGUACAAACAUACACGGGACUGGUGUCAGUCUGAACAAAGAAAGACAAGAAGAGGAUUUCCCAAAAUGUUGAACUGUUCCUUUUUUAAAAAGUGCUAAGUCUUCAGAUAAGAGCCUUACAGACACAGCUCUGUCACAAAGUAAAUAUACAGAUGGUUUCAGAAACAUGAUCUAAGAACAGCUGUAAUGAACCUUCAGACAGAGCUCAUUCAUGUUUUUUGUUUUUAGUUUGAACUUGCUAGUUUCAAGUUUUGAGGCCCUUUUUAAUAAAUGACUUUAAAUGGUCAUUUAAAGUCAUUUAUGAAGUAAAACCUCCAAGUAUUUUUUUGUUUGGAUUUUCUCUAAUCUCAUAUUAUUAUAUACAUAUAUCUUUGGGCUUUUGUACUUUGACAAAAUCAGCGACAUGAAGGCAUCACUCUGAUCUUUUAAAAUUGUAGUUUGACCUUUUUUAUAUUUUAUGGAUGAAACAAUUAAAUAUCUAAUCAAAAGUGUGUUUUCAAUGAGUUGGGUGGUGCUGUAGGACACCAUAACAGAAUUGGAGUUUGUAACUUAAAAUCAAAUUAACCAUAAGAACCCUAGGAUAAAAAUUUAAUUUCUAAAAGUGAUUAAGUCUUUUAUUCAGCCUUGAAGACAUUCUUCGGUUUUCUGUAAAAGUAAGGAAAUUUUCACUGUUGUGAUGAGACAGUCCCACUUGGUCUACGUGCAGUUUCUCCUCUUGUCAGCAUGUAGAGACAGAAAAAGGCAGAUUGCUGCUUCAGACCCAAGGAACUAAGUUUGUUUUGUGUCGAGAAAGAUGAAUCAAUGUCAACCUGAAGGAAGAUUUUAUUAACACAAAUAAACAUUUAGGACUCAAUAAGUUUCAGUCCAAAAAAACUGGCACCUACGUUUCCCAUAAUGCACCUGGACAGUGUCAGCGUCAGAUUUGAGUCCACUAACUGCUCAAUCAUAUACUUUAUUCAUUUAUAUGUAUUCUAUUUUUUAUUAAAGGUAAGCAUCUUCUUAGAGUAAAUUUAGACUGGAUCAUUUAACGCUGCUUUCACAGGGGUAUUUUAUUAAAGAUGCCAAAAUAUGAGGUUUUAUUUACAGAAGUUUAAUUUAUUUUCACUCACUCACUACUACUACCAUACAUGAAAAUAUUAGUUUCCUACCAAAAGUAAACACACCAGUCUGUUAUUUUAGGAGGAAAUUUACAUACAGAAAUAUUUUAGAAAAAUCCUACAUUGGGGUUCAAGUGUUGGGUUCAUGUGAUUUAAAAGUAAAAUGUGUAGAUCAUUACUCAGAUGUUAAAUGUGUGACGAGUUUCUCUGUGCAAAUUACAUUCUACGCUGAAGAUCUGAAAAAAUAAUUAAUUUUGAAGUGAAUGAUAAUAAAAGUAGUAAUGGUAACAGUAAUGUAAAGUAGAAAUAAUUAGAAAAACAGUAAUUCAGACAAACAGCAGCUCAUAAUCAUGAGAUUAAUGUGAUUCUGAUGAAGUUUUCUCAAAAUUAUUUGAUGCAAAGUUAUGGGGAAAAGAUUACCUUUACAUUGAAAUGUUUUUAUUGUGUGAGAAGGUCUUCAUCUAUUUUUUCAUUGUUUGCUAUAAGUCCUGCUCAUUUCUUGGGAAUUUGGGGAAAUCACCUUCUGCUAAAACUUGCAAAUACUAGUUUCCUACCAGAAAUAAAGAAACCACAAAUUAUUUCACUAAAAAUGUACAUCCAGAAAUGUUCUACAAUGGUCAAAAAGUGGAUUUCAAAUGUUUAAUCCGUUUGAUUAAAAAUUCAUUCUGCAGAUAGAAAAUUACAUCCCAUUGACUUUUUUUCUUAAAAAAUAUCAGGCAAUAGUAAUUAUAAAUAUGUAUAAACAUAUUUAUAAUCUCACUCUGAGGAAAAUGUUGAACUGUAGCAUAACAAACAUAAUCAUGAUGUUUCUCUCAUAAUUAUAAGAAGUCAAACACAUGCUUUUAAAUUUAUAUAUUCUAUCAUGAGAAAAGGUAUUCAGUUAUUUUUCCCUGAUGAAAGGUGAAACUUCCAUAUAAAUGCACACACAAACAGGACAAAAAAACUUUGGAUUUGUUUGAAUUUUAACUGAAAGGUGAAAUUAAAACUUAUCUUUUGAACAGCAGAAGUUGAUCUAUAUUUUAUUGUGAGAAAGCAGCGCCGUGAUGUAUUUUUGAGAAGGAAACAACAUAUUUACAGAUGUGAGAAAUUGUCAAAUCUUCACAUAAUUAAUUAGUGUCUUCAGUUUUUGAAAAUGUUCAAAGUAAUCCAGUCUGACUUUCUGAGUUUAAUAUGUGAUUCAUGAAUGAUACAGUGUGUAAAAUAUAAUCCUGGUUUUAGAUCUGGGCUGUGAUUUGUACCUGGAGUCUGAGGUUAAACAGUAUCGCCUGUUAAAUCUGUACUCAACUUUAACCGUAAAUAAAACUUUUUUUUAGA
Xiphias gladius (swordfish) is the source of this 4607-nucleotide messenger RNA. It is a transcript of the gene spint2, whose product is annotated as serine peptidase inhibitor, Kunitz type, 2. The record is from RefSeq and is a predicted model, not a curated record. Gene Ontology annotation, molecular function: serine-type endopeptidase inhibitor activity. Lineage: Eukaryota; Metazoa; Chordata; Actinopteri; Istiophoriformes; Xiphiidae. Bases 174 to 1589 code for a protein of 471 amino acids. The transcript has 11 exons.